UGCGCACUAGAGACCCAGGAAGCGAGGGGGCCGCCGCAGGUACGCAUGCGCGGCUGGCCAAGUGAGCCUCUCGCAGAGCGGCUGCUCAAUGAGACAUGGAAAUGAUGGGGACCAGACCUUGCUAAGAGAAGAAUUUGGAGAAUCAGAAAGUUCUCCAGGAUCAAUUUCACGUGGUUUUGUGACCUACAAUUAUUACUUAUUCUUAACUGAGAGUUAUUAUAAGAAACAGGCCAGUUAAAGUUUUAAAAGCCUAACUAUUCAGAGAAAGCUUUCAUUUCGGAGCAUUCUAAAAUCUAACAAAAUAUAAUUUAUAAGCAAAGCGAUUGAAGCUGAAUAUUGAUACGGAGCAUGGAUGAUGAAGAAGAUGACUACAUGUCCGAUUCCUUUAUUAAUACUAACCAGGAUGUCAGACCAGGAAUACCAUUGCCAAGGCGCAUGAAAGAAACCUUUAAGAAAGAAGAAAAACAAAAAGAAGCCAAUGAGAAAAGUAGGCAGAAAAGUAUAAAAGAACAGGAGAAAGAACAACGUGACACAGUUUUAAAUAUUGCAUUGGGCAAUGAAAACAAAGGUUUUGCUAUGCUUCAGAAGAUGGGCUACAAAACUGGGCAACCUCUUGGCAAAAGUGGGAAAGGGAUUGUUGAGCCCAUUCCUCUCAACAUAACCACAGGCAGGAGUGGGAUCGGACAUGAAGAAGUAAAGAAACGGAAAGCUGCCGAAGACCUGGAAAGCUAUAGAAGAAAAAUGCAUAUGAAAAAGCAAGCAGAACAGCAGACAGCUGAUCUCUUCAAAAUGAGACUAAGGACAAAACAAGAGCAGCUGCAAGUCAAACGGGACCUUGAGAAAAGUCAGAAAGCCUGUCAACAAUUAGAUAUGCAAAAAGGUCUUGAACUCCCCAAAGAGAUUUGGUAUUGGAUAAUAUCAGACAAUGAAAAAGAAGAUGCAGAGGAAGAAGAAGAGGAGGAGGAGGAGGAGGAGGAGGAGGAAGAACACAAAGAAUCAGAAAAGUUGCAAAUUCUGACAGCGUAUUUAAGGAAAGAAUACUUUUAUUGCAUCUGGUGUGGCACAGCAUAUGAAGAUCAAGAAGAUCUAUCUUCAAACUGCCCUGGAGACACUUUCGCAGAUCAUGAAUAGUGCUCUUAUCAAGGAAAACAGGAUCAAAAAGUCUGCUUAAGAUCUAUGCAGGGAUCUGGGUUCAUGAGGCAACCGACUACUUUAGAAGACCACAUAUUUUUAUAAACUGAAGUAUUUUGUGAAGUGUUUUAUGUUUAAAAUAGGAACUUGGUGAAUGAAUUUCUAAUCAUUUGGAAGUGCACCCAUAAAAUGGAAGUUGGAAACAGGAGUUGUGCAAAUCACUUGACUGUAACAUGGCCGAAUGGUAUUUUCUUUCAAAAUGGAAUACAAAAACACAGCAAAGCAGCUGAAAGUCCCUGACCGUUUUCUCCCAUUUUAAGAUAGGCACCAGCCCUUUUUACCUGUUCAUACAUUAUGUCAAGGGUGUGACAUCCCUAAUGAAAUAGGACAGUGUAGCUGAAGAAGUCCUAAGUGGUAGUCAUGGGGCAUCUGUGAUAAAAUUUGGGAGUAAACCCUGCUCAGUAGCUCUUUUUUCUGAAUAAAUGAACAAAUGUAACACUUUACUAUUGACCAUUGUUUUGUCAAUAUGAUAUGAAUGGGUUUAAACACUUUGUUUUAUAUACACAUUUAUAACUUGAAUAACUUGGAAGGCAUAGUGUUCACUCUCA
Messenger RNA from Anolis sagrei ordinatus, 1739 nucleotides. RefSeq names its product G-patch domain containing 11 (gene GPATCH11). Gene Ontology annotation, molecular function: nucleic acid binding. The record is from RefSeq and is a predicted model, not a curated record. NCBI's taxonomy places the organism in Eukaryota, Metazoa, Chordata, Lepidosauria, Squamata, Anolidae. Gene Ontology annotation, cellular component: kinetochore.